GGCCCGCCUUUAUCUCCCUUCAUUCUUCAGCAUGUCGUCGCCGGCGGCGGCCGUGCUCGUCUGCAACGGCGCCGUCUCCCCGCGCGCUCCCCCUUCCGCCGCCUCCUUCCUCGAAGCUACCCUGGGGGCCUACACCACCGCCCGCGGCAGCCUCCUCUGGUGGCCCCGCCACCUCCGCCGCCUCGCCGAAUCCGCCGCCCUCCUUGCCCGCUCCCACCCUCACCGCCUCGGCCUCCCUCGGCCGCGCUCCCUCGACUCGCUCUUCUCCGAAAUGCCCAUCCAUGCUCUCGUCAACCCUUCCGUGCGGCUGGCCAUUCAUGAGAUGCGGAGCAGGCUGCCGGUGAUCAAGGAGGACAAUUUGGCGCUCACGGCUCUGAUCAGAGGAGGCGAUUCGGUUUCCAGGGAUGGCCUCGAUGUCUUCGUCCACGUGGGGACGUAUGCCCCGCCGGUGUUCGGAGAUUUGGGGGCCAAGGUUGCUGUGGCCGGCAUGGGGAGGGACGCCGCCGCCGCCAAGUACGCGUCCUGGGCCAGGAUGCGGAAGAGUAUGGAAAAGAUGAGGCCUCCUGGGGUCACAGAGCUUCUGUUGACUAAUGAUGGGGAUCACAUUCUUGAAGGCGCUGUCACAAACUUCUUUGUUGUCUGCCAAAAGGAGGAACACAAGAGCAAAGGACCUUUCGCUGUUCAAACAUUGGCAAACAAGUUUGAAGUGCAAACAGCUCCAAUAAGUGAUGGAGUUCUCCCUGGAAUUAUACGGCAGAUAGUGAUAGAGGUGUGCCAUGAUAUAGGAAUCCCAGUACGAGAGAUCUCUCCAUCAUGGUCCAAGCAUGAACUCUGGCAAGAAGCUUUUGUUACAAGUAGCUUAAGGCUUAUCCAGCAUGUGGAGUCAGUUCAAGUACCUUUAUUGUGGGAGGACGUACAAUCAAAAACCUGGAGCGAUGUCUCUUGGGUGGUGAAACAAUUUCAGGGUCCUGGGUGCAUUACUACACAGAUUCAGACAGAAAUAUUGAAGAGAGCAAGAUCAGAGGAAUAUGACAUCAACAAUCUCCUAUGAGUUAUGAACGUUGUCUUUGAUUCAUUUGAAGUAUGUAGGCUUUAUUUCUCCCCAUCAUCUAUUAUUCACAAAAAAGUAAGCUCUACAGUCAUUUCAUUUCAUUUUAUUGAGACAUUGAAGAUUGCAUUCCUUUAUGUGGAGAGUUCAGGCAUUUUAGGUGUAAAGGUUUCAGAAUGAUUCAUUGCUUUGUGUUUUUAUAUCUUCUCUAAGCAAAACAGGCCUAACCUCAAGGAAGAAGGACAUGGAAGGCAAGUAGAUACCUUUGGAGUCUAGAUCUAGUUGGGGUAUGGAUAGUCUGAUGGAUACACUAAAGGGGGAUUGAAAACCAAAGCUCCAGGAAUAGUGUGGAAAAGAAAAGAGUUCAAAUCCCAUGUGGAUCUAUGUUCAUUGUUUCCAGUUUCAUCUAAUUUAUAGGGGCAGUUCUAUUCUGAUAAACUGACCCAUGAUUUGAGGACUUAAUUGUCAUCUCUGUACUAUGAACAAAUGAUCCCAACUGCACUCAGUAGCACAUAAAAUAGCCCCAUGUUAAUUAAUUGGAGGAUGGAUUUUGCUAGGAAGUCCUUUUGUGAUUCCUGUAGGAACUGAACUAUUUUUUAUGUUCGAUU
This is a messenger RNA of Panicum hallii, 1656 nucleotides long. RefSeq lists its product as uncharacterized. The transcript has 7 exons. The coding region runs from base 32 to 1051 and encodes 339 amino acids. The record is from RefSeq and is a predicted model, not a curated record. Lineage: Eukaryota; Viridiplantae; Streptophyta; Magnoliopsida; Poales; Poaceae. Gene Ontology annotation, molecular function: catalytic activity.